AGAAUAAUUUAAAUGCAAAUAUUUUGGAGAAACUAUUCUUCAAUUUUACAGAAGUAAUGUUUAAUCUUGACCUCUUUAAACUGAAAAGACAUGUUGGCGGUCAAAUACUUCUGGGUCCUUGACAAAUUUAAUUACUAAAGAUUUUUUUUCCAAUCAGGAAUUAUUUUUUACAAGACUAUAUAAUAUUAAAGUGAUAAAUAAUAAACAAGAACAGUUUGUUUUUAUUGCUAUUUAGAUUGGAAAAGUCUUUGAGUAAUUAUUACGACAGACAUGGAUAAAAAGUAAAGUUAAUUGACCUAAGAUUAGUAUUUUACGGCUGAAUAUUUUUAUAAUUACAUAUAGAUUUACUCGUUAGUUGAUAUUCAAGGAUAUCUUAAACAUUUACUCUUAUCUUCUAUGUUAGUAGUCGUAAGUCAUAACACAGCUUAUAACUGAGCAAUAAAUUAUUUCAUGAUGGCAACAAAAUUGUGGAAAGCCUUUUCUCGGAAAAGAAUAGAUGAUGAUAUGGAAGGAAAAGGAGAAUUAGCACGAGUGUUAGGUCUCUUUGAUUUGACAGCAUUAGGAGUCGGCGCGACAUUGGGGUUAGGAGUCUACGUUCUAGCAGGGAGUGUAGCGAAGGACACUGCGGGACCAGCUGUCUGUAUUUCAUUUCUUAUUGCUGCAGUCGCAUCAGCCCUUGCAGGCUUAUGUUAUGCUGAGUUUGCUUCGCGAGUACCUAAAGCAGGAUCGGCUUAUGUCUACAGCUAUGUUACAGUUGGAGAAUUUAUUGCUUUUGUUAUUGGCUGGAAUUUAAUUCUUGAAUACGUGAUUGGUACAGCAAGUGUUGCUCGAGGUUUGAGUAAUUACGUUGAUUCUCUAAUUGACAAUAAAAUGCGGAAUUAUUUUCAUUCAAUUAUGCCAAUAGAAGUGUCAUUUCUUUCGGACUAUCCGGAUUUCUUCGCCUUCGGAGUGGUUAUGUUGCUCAUUGUUCUUCUGUGUGUUGGAGUUCAAGAAUCUUCGUACCUCAAUAUGGGAUUUACAGUUAUUAACUUGACGACUAUUUUAAUUGUCAUAGUUGCUGGAUCUAUUAAAGCUGAUCCAGCAAAUUGGAGCAUUGACCCGUCAACAAUUCCUCCAGAAAUCAAGAAUCCUGGAACAGGUGGAUUCAUGCCUUUUGGAAUAAGUGGAGUAAUGAUUGGAGCAGCCAAGUGUUUUUACGGAUUUGUUGGUUUUGAUGCUGUUGCUGCAACGGGCGAAGAAGCCAAAAAUCCACAAAAAACAAUUCCACUUGCAAUAGUGAUCUCUCUUGCUGUUAUUUUUGCAGCGUAUUUCUCCAUUUCUACUGUUCUGACGAUGAUGUGGCCCUACUACUUACAAGAUCCAGAAGCUCCAUUUCCUUACGCAUUCCAACAAAUUGGUUGGCCAGCAAUUAUGUGGAUUGUUAACGUCGGCGCUGUUUUUGCUCUUUGCACUAGUCUUCUUGGAGCAAUGUUUCCACUUCCGAGAAUUCUUUACGCGAUGGGAAGCGAUGGAGUAAUUUUUAAAUUUCUUGCUAAAGUACAUCGGAAAACUCACACACCAAUAUUAGGAACUCUAGCAUCUGGCUUAUUAAUCGGUUUGAUGACUCUUAUGUUCAAUCUUGAACAACUAAUCGACAUGAUGUCAAUUGGUACUCUUUUGGCGUACACAAUUGUCGCUAUCUCCGUCCUUAUUCUCAGGUACCAAAAGACAACUCAUACCGUAAAAUUACCUUCAAAUACAAUCCUAGAAAACAAUUUAUCAUAUUUAGAUUGUUUUAAAUUAAUUUUUAAUAUUCACAACCAAAAAGUUGCCACUAAAUUUUCAAGCAGAGUUGCAGGCUGGGCCGUUCUUCUCUUUUCAUGUGCAGUAUUUAUCUUUUGCCUCAUCCUUGCUCACACCACCUUCAACAGUGACCCGUUGGACAUAUUUAUUUACAUAAUUUUAACUAUAAUUGGUCUAGUAAUAAUCUUCACAGUAAUAGCUAUAAGCAGACAACCAGUAGAUCCUGUUUCAAUAGCCUUCAAAGUUCCCUUUGUACCGAUUGUACCGUGUUGCAGUAUAAUUAUUAAUCUUUGUCUUAUGCUGCAAUUAGAUGUCUUCACUUGGAUACGAUUCGUCGUGUGGAUGAUUAUAGGAUUUUGUAUUUAUUUCUUCUACGGUAUUCGACAUAGCUUACAAGGUCAACGAGAUAGAUUGUUAACUAAUCCACCUCCUCAUGCAUAUACGAAUCCUGUAAAAUUAGUAACUAAAUUUUAAGAAAAAAAUCAUCAAUUUUUUAUUUAUUUUAUUUUUAAAUUUAAACUUAAAAAUU
Molecule: messenger RNA, 2311 nt
Organism: Cotesia glomerata
Lineage: Eukaryota; Metazoa; Arthropoda; Insecta; Hymenoptera; Braconidae
Product: cationic amino acid transporter 3-like
Exons: 10
Coding region: 451-2256 (601 amino acids)
Biological process (GO): amino acid transport; transmembrane transport
Cellular component (GO): plasma membrane
Molecular function (GO): amino acid transmembrane transporter activity
Source: RefSeq, a predicted model, not a curated record